AAGGAAAAACCCUUUAGGACGAGACGACGAGAGCACUUAGCCCUCAGCCUUGACAUGAAUCGUAGCACCGUCACUAAUUUGCUGCUUUCAGAGUAUUACUGUUCGAUUCUCAUAGAGCCCCUAUAUUCUUUCGACAGCGACCAUGACGGAGAUCCACCGGGUAGGGCUCACUCUGCUCUCCACAGCCGACGGCGCUAGGUGGGAUCAACGCGAUCUGAACAUUAUCUUUGUCCAUGGCCUCAGAGGGCAUCCACGAACGACAUGGUCGCAUCUGCGAUCCACUUUCACCUCCGGUCGCAACGAGGACACCGAAGCGCGCAUCGAUGAGCACAGGAACAUCAAGUCGUUCUUUAGGCUAAAGAAGAGCAAGAAAGGGAAGAAUAAUCAGGGGCAAACGAGCACGUCUAUACCCGCGGAUAUUUUCUGGCCAGAAGAGUACCUCGUGCACGACCUUCCCCAGGCUCGAAUAUGGACAUACGGGUACAACGCAGAUGUCAUUGGAGGGCUCUUCCAGGCAAACAACAAGAACAGCGCGUCGCAGCAUGGUCGGGACCUCGCUGUCCAGUUAGACAGAGAAAUUGACAAUGAGGAUCCGAUCGUAUUCGUGGUGCAUAGCCUUGGUGGGAUCAUUGUCAAAGAUGCACUUCACAGAUCAGAGACGAUUUGCAGACGGACAAGGCUGAUUAUCUUCCUUGGGACCCCUCAUCGAGGAAGCACAUACGCGGGUUGGGGGGAGAUCGCAUCGAACCUGGCGAGCUUGGGCCUACAAGACUCGAAUAAACGGCUUGUACAGACGCUUGAAGUCAACGGCGAGGUGUUGGAUAAUAUUCACGAGGAGUUCAAGACUAUACUUGGCAAAUACGCAAUUAAAGUGCACUCGUUCCAAGAGGCAAAGGGAAUUUCUGGCAUGAAAGGACGGGACAGCAAGGUAGUAGAUAACUUCUCCUCAAAGCUCGACCUCGCAAGGGAACAAGAAACAGUAGAGACUAUCGACGCGAAUCAUAUGGAGAUGGCUAGGUGUAGCAGUAGAGACGAUGCGCGUUAUCGCCAGAUCUGUGGAGUUCUAAAGCAGUUUAUAAGGACCGAACUAUCGAACAGAGUAACGAACUUGGCCAAUAUUACGGAUAGUUCCUUAUUUGCCAAGCUAUUUAUAGCCCCCUUCUCGCAAGACGAUUACUUUAUUGGUCGAGAAGAGAUACUAGGUGAGCUAGACUUAGGAGGCCAGCAAGCAGCGGCGAUAAAGCAUAGGAGAAAUGCACUAGUCGGUCUCGGAGGCAUAGGGAAAUCUCAAAUUGCCAUAGAGCAUGCAUAUCGAGUGCGAAAACACAACCCGCAGACGGCCGUGUUCUGGAUCCAUGCAAGUACCAAGAUUCGAUUCGAGCAAGCGUAUCAAGAGAUAGCAGACAGGCUUGAGCUUCCCGGGCGAGACGAUCCGAAGGUCAAUGUGCUACGUCUGGUGUACAACUGGCUCUCAAGUGAAGCCAACGGACAUUGGCUUAUAAUAUUGGACAAUGUCGAUGAUGGAAGCGUGUUUUUUGGAGAAAAUGAUGCUAGACAUUUCUUCCUCAGACGCCAAACGGAUCAAUUCUUAUCACAUCACGUAACUCGACCGCGGCCAUUAACCUCGUUGACACGUUUGGGAAGCUUAUUCUAGUAGAGCCCAUGGGAGAGGUAGACUCGGU
Molecule: messenger RNA, 1682 nt
Organism: Mollisia scopiformis
Lineage: Eukaryota; Fungi; Ascomycota; Leotiomycetes; Helotiales; Mollisiaceae
Exons: 8
Coding region: 143-1654 (503 amino acids)
Source: RefSeq, a predicted model, not a curated record